Molecule: messenger RNA, 1850 nt
Organism: Polypterus senegalus (gray bichir)
Lineage: Eukaryota; Metazoa; Chordata; Cladistia; Polypteriformes; Polypteridae
Gene: vim
Product: vimentin
Exons: 9
Coding region: 99-1484 (461 amino acids)
Biological process (GO): intermediate filament organization
Cellular component (GO): plasma membrane; intermediate filament; axon
Molecular function (GO): structural constituent of cytoskeleton
Source: RefSeq, a predicted model, not a curated record
UCGAUGCGCCCCUUGCAGGAGCCGCUCUUGGGUCUGGCACACGGCACUUAUAAACUUCCACACCGCGCAGAAAAAGAAAAGACCAAAAGGAUUACAACAUGAGCAGCCGUCAGUCAUCGUCUUCCUACAAGAGGAUUUUCGGCGGACCUACCGUCGUGUCCAGCCGGACCUCUUACAGCAGCCGCCAGUAUGCCAGUCCCCCCGUCCGUUCCAGGGUGUCCUACAGUACCCGCAGCGCGCCUUCUCUCUAUGCCACUAAAGCCACGUCGGUGAGACUCCGCAGCAGCGCGCCCAUGCCCAUGCUCUCGUCGGAAACGCUCGACUUCGCCCUGACCGAUGCCAUCAACACGGAGUUCAAAGCCAACCGCACCAACGAGAAGGCGGAGAUGCAGCACCUGAACGACAGAUUCGCCAGCUACAUCGAGAAAGUGAGGUUUCUGGAGCAGCAGAACAAGAUCUUGUUGGCCGAGUUGGAGCAACUCAAAGGCAAGGGCACCUCACGCAUCGGGGACCUGUACGAGCAGGAGAUGCGGGAGCUGAGGCGCCAGGUGGACCAGCUGACCAACGAGAAAGCCCGCACGGAGGUGGAGCGCGACAACAUGCUCGACGACAUCCAGAGGCUCAGGGACAAGCUUCAAGAUGAGAUGGUGCAGCGAGAGGAAUCUGAGACCACCUUGCAGAGUUUCAGACAAGAUGUGGACAACGCUUCCUUGGCACGCCUGGACCUCGAGCGCAAGGUGGAGUCCCUGCAAGAAGAAAUUGCCUUCCUCAAGAAGCUCCAUGAGGAGGAAAUUGCUGAGCUCCAAGCCCAGAUUCAGAAUCAGCACAUCCAGAUCGACAUGGACGUGGCCAAGCCGGACCUCACUGCUGCCCUGCGGGACGUGCGCCUGCAGUACGAGAACCUCGCUGCCAAGAACAUCAACGAAGCUGAGGAUUGGUACAAGUCCAAGUUUGCAGAUCUUUCUGAAGCUGCUGUCCGCAACACUGAUGCCCUUCGCCAGGCCAAGCAGGAGAGCACCGAGUUCCGCCGUCAAGUGCAGGCCCUGACCUGUGAAGUUGAUGCCCUUAAAGGAACCAACGAGUCUCUGGAGCGCCAGAUGCGUGAGAUGGAAGAGAACUUUUCCGCCGAGGCAGCCAACUACCAGGACACAAUCGCCCGUCUACAGGAUGACAUCCAGAACAUGAAGGAGGAGAUGGCCCGCCACCUGCGCGAGUACCAGGAUCUGCUGAAUGUCAAGAUGGCCCUGGAUAUUGAGAUCGCCACCUACAGGAAGCUCCUGGAAGGCGAGGAGAGCCGGAUCUCCGCACCACUGCCCGCCUUUGCUUCUCUGAACCUGAGAGAAACCAGCCUGGAGUCGAGGCCCAUUGCCGACUCCGUGUCUAAGAAGGUGCUCAUCAGGACCAUCGACACCAGAGAUGGCCAGGUCAUCAGUGAAAGCACCCAGCACCAUGAAGGCCUUGACCUGGACCUGGACCUGGAAUAAGCAGAAGGAGCAGUGCAGCCAGCCAGAAGACAAUCUCCGUUUCCUGAAGAGACACACACACACACCACACACACCAAACACACCCAACACACACAGAGCUUUCAAGUGCCUUUCUGCGGUUCUGUGAGGAGCGCCACAUAGAAUUCUGUUAGAAUGUAGCCUUUGUAGGUCGGCGGAGGCCUUCGUGACCACUCCUGUUCUUCAGGACAGCCAGCCACCGAGCCUCUAGCUUACCACUUAGAUCAUUUUGGCAGCACCUUGGCAACACUUUCUUUUUUAUUCCAAUUAAAAUUGCUUUUUCCACGUGAUGUGAAUGCUGACCCGAGUUGACGCUUGAGAAAGUCAAUAAAGGUGUGGGAAAAAAAA